AGUACAAAACAGUUUCGUUCGAAACGCUGCCGUGUGAAGAGCCAAGCGACCAGAACCGACCGUUCAAACAACGAGCCUCUUUCAGUUAGAAUCUAUUAACUAACCAAAAUAUCUGACUAUAUAGAUAGGUGCAUCUAUGAGUGCCACACAUUAGAUCUAGUGUCACCUGGUGUCAUCCGCCGACUAUUAUAACUUUACGGACAAACCGAUUAACUUCAACUUCGUUAAACAGUGUUUGUUUUGAUUUCUGUUGGUGUUUCUCUUGCCACCCCCACAACGAAGAUGAAGUCGAAUCCGGCCUCGGAUCACGUGUACUUCAACGACGGAUUCAAGUGCUCAACAAUCAGCAUCAGCACCAAUAUCACGGAACCGAAUGGCAGUAGCAACAGCGUGGGAUCCCAAGGAUCCAAGGAGUUCAUUCUGACCGAGGACGGUAAGAAGGUGAAGCCACCACUAAGCACAUUGGACUACACUCGAUGUUGGCUGCAGGACUGCCAGCGACGCACCUUCAAUCGAAAAACCCUGCACAAGCGAUUGCCGAUCUUUGGAUGGCUACCGAAAUACAACAGCCAGGAUGCUGUGGGUGACCUGGUAGCUGGUAUCACUGUGGGUCUUACUGUAAUUCCUCAGGCGCUGGCCUACGCGGGUAUAGCUGGACUACCUGUAGCUUAUGGCUUAUAUGCCUCAUUUGUGGGCUGCUUCGUAUACAUUUUCCUGGGAAGCUGCAAGGACGUGCCCAUGGGUCCUUCAGCAAUUGUGGCCUUACUGACCUUCCAGGCUGCCCAAGGAUCGUGGCAAAAAUCAGUCCUGCUGUGCUUGCUCAGUGGAAUUGUGGAACUGCUGAUGGGCCUCUUCGGACUGGGAUUUCUCAUUGACUUUGUCUCUGGUCCAGUUUCGUCGGGCUUCACCUCAGCCGUCUCGCUGAUCAUUCUUACCUCGCAGAUCCAAAGUGUACUGGGCAUCACGGCAAAGGGCAACACUUUUGUGGAGAUUUGGACGCAGGUCUUCCACAACAUUGAGCACACAAGGGCAGGUGACACGGUGUUGGGACUCACCUGUAUUGUAGUCCUAUUGCUCAUGCGCAGUCUCUCAUCCUGCCGUAUCGGACCAGUUGAGGAGGAGGAGUGCUCAGCGUUUCAGCGUGCCGUUAACAAGAUCCUAUGGAUUGUGGGAACUGCCCGGAAUGCCAUCCUUGUGGUAGUCUGUUGUCUUAUGGGCUAUCUGCUGCACAGUGAGGAACAUGGAGCUCCGUUCCGAGUGGUUGGAGACAUCCCACCUGGACUACCCAGUAUUCAGUUGCCGCCCACCUCACUGAGCGCCAAUGAAACUAGCAAUGGCGUGGCACAGGGAUUCGUGGAGAUGGUGCACAGUAUGGGCUCUGGUCUGGUGGUGAUUCCUCUGAUAUCGCUUAUGGAAAAUAUAGCCAUCUGCAAGGCCUUCGCCAAUGGAAAGCCAGUGGAUGCCUCGCAGGAACUGAUUGCCAUUGGAACGGCCAAUAUCUUCAACUCCUUUGUCCAGGCCUUCCCAGGAACUGGAGCCCUGAGUAGAGGAGCAGUGAAUAAUGCCAGUGGAGUCCGGACACCCUUGAGCAAUAUUUACUCCGGAAGUCUGGUCAUGAUUGCCCUGCUCUUCCUCACCCCUUACUUUUACUUUAUUCCCCGACCUACCUUGGCAGCCAUCAUUAUAUCCGCAGUGGUAUUCAUGAUUGAAGUUAAAGUUGUAAAGCCCAUGUGGAGAUCAAAAAGGAGUGAUCUGGUGCCUGGAGUGGGAACCUUCGUUGCCUGCCUGGUUUUGCCUCUGCAGUGGGGCAUACUCAUUGGAGUUGGACUCAAUGUCAUCUUCAUUCUCUACCACGCAGCACGUCCCAAGCUGACCACCGAGCUUUUGACCACACAGUCAGGUGUGGAGUACUCCAUGAUAACCCCAGAUCGAUGCCUCAUCUUUCCCUCUGUGGAUUAUGUAAGGAAUCUGGUUAACAAGCAGUCCAUUAGAAAGAACGUGCCAGUGGUUAUUGAUGCCUCACAUGUCUACGGGGCUGAUUUCACAACGGCCACAGUCAUAGACUCGCUGAUCAGUGACUUUAAUCAGCGGGGACAGCUGCUUUUCUUCUACAACCUAAAGCCGAGUAUCUGCUCCAUUUUUGAGCAAGUGUCGGCGGCUCAGUUCGUGGUUUACUACCAGGAGCAGCAGUUGGACGAGCUGCUAAAAGAGCGGCAAUAUGUUCAGAAACGCCUGGAGACAGCCUGAUCUCCAUUUCCUCAACACGUGAUACAAAUAGUUUAGACUAAGUGUUUGCUUUAGUUAUUUAUGGUAUUGUUAAUAGAUUGUGAACAAAAUGUAUAGUAUUAACCAGAGCACAAACACUAUUAGAAUUUGUGAGCCGAAUAAAUAAGUUAUUUUUAAUUAUUGAAUAAUAACGAAAAAUGAAUACAAAGGGACUUAUUAUUUCUAUGAUAUUAACAAAAAAUGAAAAUUUUGAGACUUAUUCAUUAAAUUAAGGGAUCGGUACAUGUUACGCAUAUGACAUAGCUUACAAUUAAUAUUAAAAAAAUACAUUCACGUUCCUUUUUUAUUUUAAAAACUA
Molecule: messenger RNA, 2584 nt
Organism: Drosophila eugracilis
Lineage: Eukaryota; Metazoa; Arthropoda; Insecta; Diptera; Drosophilidae
Gene: Esp
Product: sodium-independent sulfate anion transporter
Exons: 5
Coding region: 283-2247 (654 amino acids)
Biological process (GO): transmembrane transport
Cellular component (GO): membrane
Molecular function (GO): sulfate transmembrane transporter activity
Source: RefSeq, a predicted model, not a curated record